Messenger RNA from Larimichthys crocea (large yellow croaker), 3155 nucleotides. It is a transcript of the gene gls2a, whose product is annotated as glutaminase 2a (liver, mitochondrial). Gene Ontology annotation, molecular function: protein binding; glutaminase activity. The transcript has 18 exons. The record is from RefSeq and is a predicted model, not a curated record. Bases 147 to 1970 code for a protein of 607 amino acids. Gene Ontology annotation, biological process: L-glutamine catabolic process. NCBI's taxonomy places the organism in Eukaryota, Metazoa, Chordata, Actinopteri, Sciaenidae.
AGUCUGUAAGACAGCAACUGCUAUUAAAGCUCUGAGGACCACGAGGGUAGUGGUUACAAGUAUCUCUCUAGAUCAGCUACUAUACUGAGGGGAAGAGAAAAAGAAAACUCCUUUGAAUUAUUAAAGAUCGAGCCCUACUUAUCACAAUGCAUUGCCUGAAAAGUCUGAGGAAAACUAACCCGGGAAUCUUGCAGCUAUUUAAAAAUGCAGGGAGCUCUGCCAGAGUUGGAGCUGACAACAUUGUUUUGUCCAGGACGCAGCAACCUGUUCAUCUCCCCUGCUGGGCCGCAGCAUCACCUCACACCCACAGAGCCUUUCAUCACCAGGGCCCUGAUGUGGACCAAGGACACUCAAAAAGUAGGCUAAUGUCCAGUAUGGAGGACCUACUUUUCUAUACCAUCACUGAAGGGAAAGAGAUGAUCCCCCUCUCCCAAUUCAUCUCUGCUUUGAGAAAAACAGGUUUGUUGACGUCUGACCCUCGUCUGCGUGACUGUGUCCAUCAGUUGCGAAAAUCCACACGUGACUCUGUCGGGCCUGUCAUGAUGGACAAAACACUAUUCAGAAGGUGCGCUGGAAACAACAUCAUGCUGCUAACUAAAGCUUUCAAAAAAAAGUUCAUCAUCCCGGACUUUGCUGAAUUUACCGAGCAGAUCAAUAAGAUGUACGACAGUGCGCAACAGCAGGAAGCAGGACAAGUAGCUGAUUACAUUCCCCAGCUGGCUAAGUUCAGCCCUGAUCUCUGGGGUGUAUCUCUGUGCACAAUCGAUGGACAGAGACACUCUGUUGGUGACACAAAGGUUCCCUUCUGUCUGCAGUCGUGUGUGAAGCCUCUGGAGUACGCUGUCGCUGUGCACAACCUCGGCAGCGAGCAUGUUCACCACUUUGUGGGCAAAGAACCCAGUGGAUUCAGGUUUAACAAGCUGUCAUUAAAUGAGGAAGAUAAACCACACAAUCCAAUGGUGAAUGCCGGCGCCAUCGUCAUCAGUUCUUUAAUUAAGCCUCAAUCAAAUACAGCAGAAAGGUUUGACUAUGUGAUGGAGUUCUUGAAAAGCAUGGCUGGUACUGAAUAUGUGGGCUUCAGCAAUGCAACUUUCCAGUCAGAGAGGGAGACCGGCGAUAGGAAUUAUGCAAUUGGUUAUUACCUCAAAGAGAAAAAAUGCUUUCCUGAUAAUGCAGAUAUGACAGCAGCCCUUGACUUUUACUUUCAGUUGUGCUCCAUCGAGGUGAACUGUGAGUCCGGAAGUGUCAUGGCUGCCACACUGGCCAACGGAGGUAUUUGUCCAAUCACAGGCGAGCGUGUGCUGAGUGCUGAAGCCGUUCGUAACACCCUGAGUCUCAUGCAUUCCUGUGGCAUGUACGACUUCUCAGGACAGUUUGCCUUCCAUGUCGGCUUGCCUGCUAAAUCAGGCGUUGCGGGUGCUGUACUGCUGGUCGUCCCCAACGUCAUGGGUAUGAUGUGUUGGUCGCCACCUUUAGAUCGGCUUGGAAACAGUGUUCGUGGCAUUCAUUUCUGUCAGGACCUGGUGUCUCACUUUAACUUCCACAAUUAUGACAACCUGAGACACUUCACUAAGAAGUAUGACCCCAGAAGAAGAUCAGAUGAGGAUCCAAACAAGUCAGUGGUGAACCUAAUGUUUGCAGCCUACAGUGGUGACGUCUCUGCUCUAAGGAGGUUUGCCCUUUCAGCUGUGAACAUGGAGCAGAGAGACUACGACUCUCGCACAGCGCUGCACAUCGCUGCUUCAGAAGGUCAUGCGGAAGCUGUUAUCUUCCUGACUGAAAUAUGUAAAGUGAAUCCUCACAUGAAAGACAGAUGGGGCAACACACCUGUAGAUGACGCCAUGCAGUUUGGCCAUGAUGUUAUUGUUUCAGUCCUGCAAGAGUACCAGAGCGUGUACACUGACAGCGACACACCAGGAGACACAGAGGACCAGAAGACCACACUGGAUACAGUGAAGAGCAUCGUUUAAACCACAGGGGAUCAUGAGGGUUUGUAAUUAAAAUGAACUUUUUUACGCACCUGAGAGGAUGGAAAGGACACAGGGUGAUUGAGAGGCACGAUAUGUUAAUAGAUGUUCUAUAAUAAUGUGGGGGGUCAUCCUGUAAGUUGUUGAAAAGCUAUACAGUGCGGGAUUAAAUUAUUUCCUUUCCUUUCUUAAAUCCUUUAAAGAAAUGUCUGCAGGAGUGGAGGAACUGUUCAACAACGUUAAGUAUUAACAAAGCCCUAUUGAACAGGCAAUGUGCUGCUUGGGUGGAUAAAAAAAUUAGAUUCAUUUAAGCUGUGAUGUGGCUUGUGUUGCAUUGUUAAUUAACUGUUUUUGUGCGUAGCCUCUAAUAGAAAAUGCCACUGGAGAUGUAAAUAUCUAAUAUAUUGUGCUUAUUUAUUUUUAAAAUAUUGAAAUAUAUUUUGCUUCAUCAGUACAUCAUGUAAUCAGGGGACCUUAUACCCCGCCCUGUGUAAAUAUUUGCAAAGUUGCUUCAAUCAUUAUUCUGCCUCAACAGGUGAUUCAGUGGCAUUUGUGCCUGUAACACUGGAAGGAUUUGUAGUUUAUGCCAGUUCAUCAAGGCGCAAAGGUCAGUUUAUUCACUGCUGAUACCUCGUGUUUAUGUGGUUAUAUUAUUUUUGGAGGAAUUAAUCUUGCUUCAUCAUUGAGAAAUGUUUGUUAGUAUUCAGUGUACUAAUAAACUCAGCCACCAUUUUUAUAAUGGUUGAACUGUGCUAAGUGCACAACUAUGGGUACACUCAGGAUCUGAUGCUGCAGUGAAAACACAGGUUCUUCAUUUGAGUGGGGGUAGUGUGUUCUUGCUGUGGGACGCAGGGCUGUCCGCCAAGAAAAUACAGCGACUUGCAGCAGAGAAGCUGAUCCAACUUUACCCUGCAGCUGCCAAUCAGACUUUGAGAUCGGGCAAAUCCUCCAUAGACAGCCUGAAAUGUCUCUGAAACUGAGACUAUCCAGGUGGAUUCAUGGACUAAACCGAUACUCCACCUGUAAAUCUGUGUCUGACUGGCCAUUUACGCUGCCAAAUAGUGACACAAAUAAGUUUGAAAGUGAGAAAGUGAGCAUUGGUCUAGAGACAUAGACAGUGAAUGAGACUGAGUGAGCGCUGGCAUUGAUAAGGCUGGUUAAUGAGCGAAAUAAAAGGUUAUUUUCUGA